CUGACCCCCUCGCUAAAAAACGUCAGAUCUUUUUGGAAAAGCAACUUCCUCGGCAUCCUCCGGUAUUGAGAGAAUGGUUUCUACAAGAAUUUCCUCAUCCCAAUUCAUGGUAUGAAGCGCGAUCGGCAUUUGUGCGCUCGUCGGCGGUGAUGUCGAUGGUGGGAUACAUGGUGGGGCUGGGCGACCGCCACGGAGAGAACAUCCUCCUUGACUCCAUCACCGGAGGGGUCACUCAUGUCGAUUUCAGCUGCCUCUUCAACAAGGGUGACCGGAUGGAGAUCCCGGAAGUGGUGCCAUUCCGACUGACGCACAACAUGGUGUGGGCGAUGGGCCCGACCGGCUACGAGGGCAUGUUCGUCGAGGCCUGCGAGAUCACAGUGCGUCUCAUGCGCGCGCACAUCGAACAGCUGCUCUCGGUCGUGCGACCCUUCAUCUACGACCCACUGCUCGAGUGGAACCGCAACUGCAAACGCGACGAGUACACCGAGAUGACCAACCAAUGUGGUGACCGGAUGGAGAUCCCGGAAGUGGUGCCAUUCCGACUGACGCACAACAUGGUGUGGGCGAUGGGCCCGACCGGCUACGAGGGCAUGUUCGUCGAGGCCUGCGAGAUCACAGUGCGUCUCAUGCGCGCGCACAUCGAACAGCUGCUCUCGGUCGUGCGACCCUUCAUCUACGACCCACUGCUCGAGUGGAACCGCAACUGCAAACGCGACGAGUACACCGAGAUGACCAACCAAUGUGGUCGAGAAAAUACACUGAACAUCCAGCAUCGACUGCUCGGCCAUGUGAGGAACAAUGACAAAGUAUUCACCGAGCGUGUUCUAUCGGUCGAGGGCCAAACUCAGAUGCUGAUUGCCGAGGCAACCAGCAUUGACAACCUCUGUCAAAUGUUCAUUGGCUGGGGGGCUUACCUGUGAACAUCAUUUUAGAUUAUGUAGCAAAAAUAAGUUACCCUCCCUAAUGGCUGAAUUACUAUACUCUGAAUAAAUCCAUGAAUAAAUGAGUUAUAAAUAAGCGACUUGCACAAAAUAUUUGUGUUACUAAAUUGUGCGAAAUUUCAUGCAGUUCCAUAUGACUGGAAAUAUUCAAUUUGACAUCACAGUCAAUACAGAGUUGUCAGUAUUAAUAUAUCCAGUCAUAUGAGCUUGCAUCAAAAGAUUGUAAUUUCACUGAAAUUGGCAUCACAUAUUAUUUUGUCGGGUUUUGUCCAAGUCUCAACUUAUUUUGUUCAGAGUAUAGCUGUCAUUAGGGGUUCAUAAGCUAACAUCCAACGAAUCAGUACGAAUAAUACUAGUUAUAGUUUAAAAUUGUAACUAUAAUUCCAAAUAGGGUUAGGUCUUUACUUUCUACUAAAGACAUUAAUUUCCAGUUACCAGAAUAGUUAAGAAAAAUAAUUAGAAUUUAGUGAUAUUGAAGUAUUUGUAAGAAUAUCAAAAUUAGCAUUAUUCACGAUCUAGUGACUGGAAAAUGAAUUUUAGUUUCGUAUAAUAAGCAAUAAAGUGAGUAAACUUGUAUGUUUUUUGUUCGUGGGUACUCCCUUGUAAGAAGGUCCCACCUCGUCUAAAUAUAAGCCGUUAAUGGUACUUACGAUCGUUAUACUCUAGCCGGGACUAACAGUUCAACGUGCUCAUUCGAUUAUACGGGAGACGGGAGUGACCAGGUUAGCUAAAAACUUUUUUUCAAGCAGUAAAUCUAUAAGUAGUCAAAAUAUCGUUUAAGAAAAUGUGCCUUAUUUUUAGACCAGCCACUAACUGACAGUCGAAAACCGGGACAGUUGCUUCCGACUUUGGUGUGCCCUUGUAGGUGAGCUGUUACCGAACACUGUUCGCUUAUCUGUCGAAAAUGUCCGGCGAAACGUAACGUUAUUGGCUGGCCUUAGGCUGGAUUCCCACAAACCAGUGACAGUGAAAGUGACCAGCACAGUGCAAAUAUAAUUUCUAUGAGUUCUCUGAUAUUCUGAUUGAACUGUUCCUACUCAAUCCGGCCUAGCAAGUAUGAAUAAUACCAUUUAAAUGUAUAGAAAUAAUAUUUUUACUGUGUGAAUCCUUUUCAGUGGUAUGUGGGAAUCUAGUAUAAUAGGUAAGGGUCUUGAUACCACGAGCCGCUUUUAUUUAUAAUAAUUAUAGCUUUAGAUCAAUGAGGCCCAUAAGCACCAUCUUCGAUAAAGCUAGAAGAUAUAGUUUCAUUUUUUAUAAUGGGUUACAUUCAUGGUCUUCAUUUGAACUGAGAUUGUGUAUACGGCCUCAAGUAUUUAAGAAUAUUGGAAAUUGUCUGUGAUAAAUAUAACAUUCAUUAUAUAAUGUUUGUGCAGUGGUAAAAGUGAUAAUGAUGUGGUAGUUAUCCAUGUCAAGUAAAAAGACUAUCAGUUGUCACAAUCAAAAAUCUAUUGAAAUAUCCUCUUACUGGUUUCGGUUGUAAUUCGCGUUAGUUAACUUGAGAUUGAUUAUUUUGUGACAAUCAAAAAUUGGAGAUAUUUUCUAGAUAUUUAAACAAAUUUCUAUUUGUCUCCUUGAUAAACCUCCAGUCUUUUUAUUCAACAUUUUAUUAUCCUUGUAUCCUUAUAAGACUGAUUUAAAAAUAAUUUUGUACGUUACAUUUUUUUAAUUAUUGAGUUACCAUUGUUUGUGGUUAGCAAUGAUUAGUUAGGCCUAGCUAUUUUAUAUGAAAAUUUUAAUUUUAGGCGAUUUAGCAAGUACCUAGCUAAAAGGAAAAUCUGUUUCACUUGAACUUGAUAUGCAGUAAAAUUAUAAUUUGAUAUGUGCCUUAACUAUCAUACGGGUCCUUAUUAUAAUUAUUUGCCUUGAAAUUAGCACAAAACGUUUGUUCGAUUCUAAAAAUAACAAAAAAUAAAUAUAAAUAAUUUCCUGUGAUAAUAUGUUCAUAUCCUUGUAUUAUUAUAUUUAUUGUAUAUAGUUUUAUACUUUACAAUGUGUUCAAUAAAUAAUUUAGUUGUGAUUAA
Molecule: messenger RNA, 2962 nt
Organism: Nilaparvata lugens (brown planthopper)
Lineage: Eukaryota; Metazoa; Arthropoda; Insecta; Hemiptera; Delphacidae
Product: serine/threonine-protein kinase atr-like
Biological process (GO): DNA damage checkpoint signaling; telomere maintenance; protein phosphorylation
Cellular component (GO): nucleus
Molecular function (GO): protein serine/threonine kinase activity; protein binding
Source: RefSeq, a predicted model, not a curated record